Messenger RNA from Erinaceus europaeus (western European hedgehog), 1415 nucleotides. RefSeq names its product CMRF35-like molecule 5. Gene Ontology annotation, cellular component: plasma membrane. Lineage: Eukaryota; Metazoa; Chordata; Mammalia; Eulipotyphla; Erinaceidae. The coding region runs from base 88 to 927 and encodes 279 amino acids. Gene Ontology annotation, molecular function: transmembrane signaling receptor activity. The record is from RefSeq and is a predicted model, not a curated record. The transcript is spliced from 5 exons.
AGAAACUAAAAAGUGAUGAUUUAGACACACAGAAGGAAGUUUGCCUCUGGGUUCAUUCAAGUCCUCCGAGGCUGGCACUUGAUCCCCAUGGAGAGAAACCAGGUGGGCAGAACGCUGUGGCUACCCCCACUCUCUCUCCUUCUCCUCCUCCCAGGCUGCUUUGCCAUUAGUGGUCCAGGGAUAGUGAUCGGCACAGUCCGGGGUACGAUGACCAUCUUAUGCCACUACAACUCAGGAUGGGAGAGUUACUCCAAGUGGUGGUGCCGGGGCUCAGACUGGAGUUCCUGCAACAUCCUCAUUAAAACCGGUGGGUCUGAGCAAAAGGUGAAGGAAGGCCGAGUGUCUAUCCAGGACAACCAUCAAUGGCGUUCGUUGACUGUGACCAUCGAGGACCUCAGGAAGGAAGAUGAAGAUGCAUACUGGUGUGGCAUAGAGAGAUCUGGAACUGACCUGGGACACAAAGUUAUCUUGUCUGUUCACCCAGCAACCCCAACAACAUUCCUGCCUAAACCUGUCACAACUUCCUAUGGGAAAGCAUACUCAAGCAAGCACAGGACAACAGCCACAGAUGCACCUGGAACAACAGAUGCUACUGAGCCUAAGACAAUAGACACAAAGGCCUGGCUGAAUUCCUCAGCCCUGAUUACUCAGGACACCAACAGCAGCUUGGCCGUGACCAGCCCCUUAGUCAGGGUCCUUGUCUGCAACAUGCACUUCCUGCUCCUGACCGGCAUGAAGGUGCCGCUGCUUGUCCUGCUGUGCUCUGUGUGGUGUUUGAAGAGGCGCUCGAGGGUCUCCAGGGAGAAACAAAGUCAGCUGGAGCAGGUUCACCACCUCUGUCUUGCCCUGGACACCGAGUGGUCUCCCAUGAUUGAUGAGGAACUGUACAGUGAUUACUACUUCGAAAAGGAUCCGGAACUCAGAUGAGCUAAGAAUUUGCUGAGAUGAAACGCAAAAUGGCAUUCUCAAGCUGACCUUGAAGCAUGGGCAUAGCCACUAAAUGAGAACACCCAGCAAGCCCAGCCUGAACUCAAGUGUUUCUUGCCCAUAACUUGUGAAGACAUCCCCUUCUCUGUGCAUGACCCCACAGCUUCCAUGGGUCCUUUCAUUGCCUUCAACUGACUCUGAGCUCAGGCACUGAGAAGAGCAUCGGAUCGGGAGUCAAAAGUCCAACAUUCGGGGCCGGGUGGUGGUGCACCUGGUUGAGCGCACAUGUUACAAUGCUCAAGAACCCAGAUUUGAUCCCCCAGCCCCCAACUGCAGGAAGAAAAAUGUUACCAGCGGUGAAGCAGUGCUGCAGGUGUCUCUCUUUCUCUUUCUCCCUCUCUAUCUCCCCUAUCCUCCUGAUUUCUGGCUGUCUCUAUCUAAUAAAUAAAGAUAAUAAUAAUAAUAAAGCACAUGUUACAAAACCCUAA